AAGAAUUUUUUAUUCAUUAGUGAAAAGUGUGGUCUCCGUGCAUUUAACUUCCCCCAUUCCAACGAGUCCAAACCCCAGAAACCCAAAACAACAGAUCAGUUCACCAGCACAACUGAAUACUCCACACCACUUCCCCCCAUUCUCUGUUUCAGUUUUUGCCGUCACCACCACCACCCGGUCCCCAUGGCCGCAGGCCUCUCCUUCGCCAUAACCGCUAAACCCAUCCGCUGGUUCCACGCCCCACACCUCAACACUAAACCCGUAGGUCUGCUCUCUUCUUUUCCCCACCACAGAAAUGUGUUACGAACUCAGAAAAAUUCCAGAUUCGCUGUUUGUUUCGUCGUGGAGGAACAGAAUCCCCAAAUCGAAACCAUCCCGGAGGAAGGAUCUGACGGUGUUAAGGAUGCCCAGAUCUUGAUGCCGCCACAUGUGGCGGAGAAGCUGGCACGGAAGAGAUCCGAAAGGUUUACUUACCUCGUCGCCGCUGUGAUGUCCAGUUUUGGUAUCACUUCCAUGGCCAUUAUGGCUGUUUACUACAGGUUUUCCUGGCAAAUGGAGGGUGGAGAGGUACCUCUCUCAGAAAUGUUUGGUACAUUUUCUUUAUCCGUCGGGGCUGCUGUGGGUAUGGAAUUCUGGGCGAGAUGGGCUCAUAAAGCUCUGUGGCAUGCUUCCUUAUGGCAUAUGCACGAGUCUCACCAUCGCCCCAGAGAAGGUCCGUUCGAACUGAACGACGUUUUCGCCAUCAUCAACGCCGUUCCGGCCAUUGCUCUGCUCUCCUACGGCUUCUUCAACAAAGGUCUCUUCCCCGGUCUCUGUUUUGGUGCCGGACUGGGAAUUACGGUGUUUGGUAUGGCGUAUAUGUUUGUCCACGACGGCCUCGUGCACAGAAGAUUCCCGGUGGGACCUAUCGCCAACGUGCCUUAUUUCCGACGAGUUGCUGCCGCUCACCAGUUGAUCUUAGCUUCCAAUAUUUUUUGAGAAUGGUUUUUGCAAUCUAUGGUGCAUUAGAGAACAACGUAACAUAAUGAUUUUUAGAUGGGCCAAAAUCACGUGUUUGGAUUUCGUACUCCGGUGUAAGUGGCAUUGCAAAAAUUAUUUCUGCUUUUCAUUUUUUAAUCUUCUUCUUUUGGAAUUUUUCUGUGACAAUGUCUGAUGGCCGUAGUUUUUGUUUGUAUUUGAUGGUUGGUUUCAGCUCCACCACUCAGAUAAAUUCAACGGUGUACCAUAUGGGCUGUUUCUAGGACCAAAGGUAGAGAGAAUCUAUUCUUUACUUUCUAUUUUUACUGGGUUAAGGUAAAUUAUUUGUUGUGUUUUUUAUGGUGUAGGAAGUGGAAGAAGUGGGAGGAAUGGAAGAAUUGGAGAAGGAGAUCAAGAGGAGAACCAACACAUAUAAGGGUUCAUGACAGAUUGAGCUUUGAAAGACCCAUUUUUGAGAUAUUGUUAUUGUAAAAAAAAUCAUGUAAUUAAUAAAAAAGUGGUCUUGAUUGUCAAAAUGCUUCAAGGAGGAAUACCAUAGCCCAUAGGGAUAAUUAAGGGUAGAAGCAAAGAAGGAAUUGAGAUUAAUGUUUUCAAAGAAAUAUGCAUGCAAGAUGAAUUUAAUAACAGUGAAGAGGUUAA
Messenger RNA from Rubroshorea leprosula, 1617 nucleotides. The record is from the annotation of a GenBank genome assembly. NCBI's taxonomy places the organism in Eukaryota, Viridiplantae, Streptophyta, Magnoliopsida, Malvales, Dipterocarpaceae.